Molecule: messenger RNA, 4374 nt
Organism: Frieseomelitta varia
Lineage: Eukaryota; Metazoa; Arthropoda; Insecta; Hymenoptera; Apidae
Product: SAFB-like transcription modulator
Exons: 15
Coding region: 419-3097 (892 amino acids)
Biological process (GO): regulation of transcription by RNA polymerase II; regulation of mRNA processing
Cellular component (GO): nucleus
Molecular function (GO): sequence-specific DNA binding; RNA binding
Source: RefSeq, a predicted model, not a curated record
UCGCUCAGAAGUAUCGUCAGUCUCUUAAACGUGAGUUAAUGGCAAAUUUUGCCAUCUGUUUCGUAAAAUUCUGAACUUAAAGCUUGAAUUAAGGCGAGGAUAUUCUUUUAAAUAUAGUCUGGUGAUAAUUUGGCGAAACGCUUUCUCGAUCUUUCAGAUUGGCUAUUCUAUUCGCUUGAUCGGGGAAUUACUUCCGGUCAUUUCCGUUAAAUGGCGACGACGAUGGGUAGUCCGCAUCGAAGUGUGUUGUUAUAACAUCUCGUUCGCGAUUUUGAGAUACCGUUCAACUGUUCUUCUUGUCCGUUAGAAUUCUGUUGCCUCGUUGGAUUUCAUGCAUGACGAUUUGCUUGUAAGACUGUACGUUCGUGAACAAUAAAAGUCGAAAGCGUUAAGCGUGCCUUGUGUCGAACAUAUUUGUAUGAGAAUAAUGGCCGAUGUGGAAGGGAAAAAGCUCACGGAACUGCGAGUUAUAGAUUUGAAAACGGAACUCGAGCGUCGUGGAUUGGACAAAACUGGCAAUAAAGCAGCACUCCUCGAGCGUCUGUCCAAAGCUAUAACAGAGGACGGUCAAGAUCCAGAUGAAUAUUUGAUUGUGCCGUGUGGUGGAUUAUGCAAAGUCAGUCCAAGGAAAAACAGUGUAACAGGUACAACAAAUCAAGAUGAAUCUGUUGAGGCAGUAGAAAAUCAGAAGGAAGAAAGUAUGGAAAUAUCAGAUAAUAGUGAAGUAAAAAUGAAAGCUGAGGCGAAGUCUAACAUGGAAGAGGAUAUAUUGUCCAGGACAGAAGAAUCCCAAAAUGAAAAUAAUGCUAAUAAAGAAAUGGAAUACAAGCAAGAACUUAAGAAUCAUUCGAAUAAAAAUACAUCUGAAAACACGCAGGCUGCUGAUAAAAAAGUAGAAUCUGACAUAGCUAUCGUAGCAAAUCAAACGACAGCUAAUUUAAUUUUGACUGUUGAGGCCAAUGGUAUCGACAACGAAGAUUCCAUCAAUCUAACUAUCGGGGAAGAUGAAGAAAAUCUCCUCGCGGAGGAGACAGAAUCUCACGAGAGGCAUAAGGAUGGUGGAGAGAAGAAGAAAGUGGAAGAAAGCAAGAAGGGAGACUCUAAAGGGAGCAGUAGAGCAGAAGCCGGUGCCAACAACAAGGAAGGGACAACAUCAGGUGGAAACGUCGGGACGAAGAGCAAGCAGGACGGUGGUGGAGACGGAAGCAAGAGCGUGGAGUCUAGCAACAAGAGUCAAAAAAGGGACGAUAAAGAUAAAAAGACUUCACAAAUCAGUCCUGUUAAUGCGAGCAGCAGAAACUUGUGGGUGUCCGGAUUGUCAUCGAGUACUCGUGCGACAGAUUUGAAACAAAUAUUUUCGAAAUAUGGGAAAGUGAUAGGUGCGAAAGUGGUUACAAAUGCAAGAACGCCCGGAGCAAGAUGUUACGGAUACGUGACCAUGUCUACAAGCGAAGAUGCAGCAAAAUGUAUACAACAUCUGCAUAGAACUGAACUUCACGGACGUGUGAUUUCUGUAGAAAAGGCGAAAGGUGACACUCAACAAAGUCACAUGCGUAAACGGGAUACCACGAACGGGAAAUCCGAAAAGAAAGAAGAGAAGGAAAAGAUAAAGGAUAACCACGAGAUCAGUGAUCGGAAGGAUAAGGAAACUAAGAAAGAUACAGAGGACAAAGGAUCGGAAGCAAGAGUGUUUAAAUGUACUGUAACAGUGAAAAAGUCGGAUGAGAAAAGCAACGAGAACAUCGAUAGUAAAAAGGCAGAUAUACAAGAGAAGAAAGAUGAAGUAUCGAAGGAUGCCGAUUCCCGAUCAACUAAGUCCACCAGCAAGAAGCCCGAGAGCGAAAGAGGAAGACGCGACGAGAAGAGAAUUCGUUCAUGGGACCAUCACCGAUCUCACACUCGAUCUCGCAGUCGCGAACGGCGUAGACGCGACGACGUGCUGACGUUUGCGAAGAUCAGGGAGGAACGGGAAAGGCAAAGGCUGCGGGAAAGAGAGAGAAUGCUUCGUGAAGAGGAACGAAGAAGAAGAGAGGAUAUGGAGCGGCAACGAGAAGUAGAACGUAGGCAAAGAGAAGAGGCUGCGCGGCUGGAAAGGGAACGAGAGAAGUUGCGAAGAGAACGAGAAAGAAUCGAGCAGGAGAAAGCUGAGUUGCUUCGACUUGAACGGGAACGUCAGAAGCUGGAACGGGAGAAGUUAGAGCGAGAAAGAUUGGAAUUAAAAAGGCAGCAGAUGCGAUUAGAAGAGAGCAGACGUGCUCCGCCCCCGCCGUCUAUUAAGAGAUGCUCUAGCGACAGAAGAGAUCCCAGAGACAUGUAUGUUGAACCAGAUAGGAAACGUAUGGCCACUGAACACAGUCGAAAGCACAUUCCGGAACGUGUGAGCGAUCGUCGCGGUGAAAUUUUAGAUCGUGUAUCGGAUAGACGAUUGGACGCGUCGCCACCUACCCGCUACGAAUCUAGUAGAUCUGCGCAAGAUUUAGGGUUAAAGAAGGAAUUCAAACGCAGCAGCGAGUUUACUUCUCGCAGCAGCCGUCCCGAUAGUUUUUCUGAUGUAUCUCGGGGAAGGGAAGUAAUCGUUCGCCGAGAAACUCUUAGCACGACAGCAACAUCUAUCGAUCCCCGACAAGUUAAGGAAAGAUAUGAACGUGCAAGUACAACUUAUACACGUGACCGUGAUAUUAGACGUUCUGAAACGGACACCCAUAGAAGUUCUAGGGAUAGUCACACACGAUACAGCGACAGCUUCAAAACAGCUACAGCUUCUAGCACACCACGUGACAGUCGGUACGUUGAAAGCAAUAGAACAACUAGCAGCUGGCAUUCUGGACCUCCAUCUACAAAAUCAUUUAAUUCCGUACCGAGUAGUGGAACUCGAGAUCCUCGAAAUGAACCAUCUAGUUGGAGCUCUAGAUCCUCCGAUAAUUUGAACAGAUGGAACAACUCGAGUAGCAUUGGAAAUACAUUACGGCAUCCAGUACCACCAACGUAUCAAAGCAGUCCUAUUCAAUCUAUAGGAUUGACAGCACCUGGAACAGCACCCUCGUACGAUCGUUUCGAUCCAUAUAAAUCAUCUAUGCCGAGUAUGAGGAAAUAUUGAUCUUACGUCGCUGAUUUGUACCAUUAUAACGAAUAAUUGGUGAAUUUUUAUCUACCCGACUCUGACAUUAGACAUAUAUAUGCGCGCCUACAUUCACUCACACAUAUGCACACGCACACUAAAUUAUUAUUUAUAUUAUUGUCAAAUCAAAUUUCAUAUUUCAAUGAUUAAUCAUAUAGAUGAAAUUGCAAUUGCCUGCAUUUGAUAAAGAAAUUGUGAUUCUUUUGUAGAACAGGUGCAAAUAACUUCUCUCAUUAAUGAGUGAUGUGUACAUACAUGUAUUAGAAAUCGUUUCCGGCACUUUGCAACUGCGUUGCUACCUUUCAAUUAAAUUUUGAAUGAAUUGAAUUGAACUGAACGUCUCACUCCCGAUACUCGUCUAAUCUAUCAUUAGUAACAAACUUUCAAACUUUCUAUCUGCUUAAUUUCCAUGAAAAUUUCACAUCAAAUUCGAAUUUUUUUUAUAUCUACGAUUUGGUGGAGAAAGAAAAUAAAAGUAAUAGUACUAUUAUUACUACUUCUACGUAUCAUUGUGUACAUCUACUAUUACUGUUUCUACCACUACGGCUAUUAGUAUUACUACUAUUGUUGCUGCUGCUGCUGCUGCUGCUGCUACUACUACUACUACUACUACUACUACUACUACUACUACUUCAACUACUACUACUAUUGCUGUAUUACUACCACUAUUGUUAUUACUGUAAACAGAUAGAGUGGUAUUCACUAAGUAAAUGUAAACAUAGAAUACUUAUGCGAUAUACGACGUGUGUGUAACACUGAAGUUUAAUAGAUUUUUGUACAUUUGUUAAUAGCCGAUAAUAGAGAUCUAGAGAGAGACGGUCAAAGUGGGACAAACAGUUUUUCGUUUGUCUACAGCGUAAUUACAUUUAUAAGGUACAUUGUAUUGAUUGUUAUUUGCAACUUCUUUCAAACAAUAACUUGAACUCAUUUAUAUCGUUGAAGAUAUUCUUAUAAGAUGAUACAAAAUCGCGCAUUCAUUUACAAUUUACAUCGUUGGAGAUAUUCUUGUAGUGUGAUAAGACAUACACAUAUAGUGUUAAAAAACAGUUACAUUGUGUACUUUCAAUCGAUUCAAUUGUAGAAAUACGUACAUAUUCUCGUAAGAAUAUGACUGAACAAUUUGUAUAUUGAAUUUCACGAAACAAAAAACAGUGUAUCUAACAAUAUUGAAACUUAGGUUCUUACAUGGAACACGUAACACAUGUUUCAUUAUAGCACCAACUACCAUAAUAGAAAUAAAUUUAUGAUAUAUCAGA